Molecule: messenger RNA, 1649 nt
Organism: Gopherus flavomarginatus (Mexican gopher tortoise)
Lineage: Eukaryota; Metazoa; Chordata; Testudines; Testudinidae
Gene: ITGBL1
Product: integrin subunit beta like 1
Exons: 11
Coding region: 1-1479 (492 amino acids)
Biological process (GO): cell migration; cell-matrix adhesion; integrin-mediated signaling pathway
Cellular component (GO): focal adhesion; integrin complex; cell surface
Molecular function (GO): integrin binding
Source: RefSeq, a predicted model, not a curated record
AUGUGUGCACAGGGAUUCCUCAAGUUGGUGCUGCUGCUGACUGCUUCACUUCUAACUCUGCUGCCUGCCAUUCCUCAAACUUUCUCCCUGUCCCUGCGGAGUGGCUCCCGCAGCGCCUCCUCAUGUAGACUGUCCCAUGCUGAGUCGGAACGCAGGUGUCGUGUCCCAGGGGGAAAGUUGUGCAGCGGCAGAGGCCAAUGUGACUGUGGUGUCUGCAUCUGCCAAGUGACUGAGCCGGGAAAAUACUACGGUCCGCUUUGUGAGUGCCACGAGUGGGUGUGCGAGACUUAUGAUGGUGAGACUUGUGCAGGCCAUGGAAAGUGUGACUGUGGGAAAUGCAAAUGUGAUGAAGGCUGGUAUGGUGACGCUUGUCAGUACCCAACUACUUGCAGCCUUACACGGAAGAAGAGCAAUGAAAUGUGUAAGAAUUCUCAAGAUAUUAUCUGUUCUAAUGCAGGCGUGUGCCAAUGUGGCAGAUGCAAGUGUGAGAAUUCAGAAGGGAAUGGACUCAUCUAUGGUAAAUUUUGUGAGUGUGAUGACCGAGAAUGCAUAGAUGAUGAAACAGGCGAGAUCUGUACAGGCCAUGGAAAGUGUUACUGUGGAAACUGUUACUGUGAGGCUGGUUGGCAUGGAGAUAAAUGUGAAUUCCAGUGUGACAUCACCCCAUGGGAGAUCAAGAAAAGAUGCACAUCUCCAGAUGGCAAAAUCUGCAGCAACAGAGGCACAUGUGUAUGUGGUGAAUGCACAUGCCAUGAUGUGGAUCCAACUGGUGACUGGGGAGAUAUUCAUGGAGAUACCUGUGAGUGUGAUGAAAGAAAUUGCAAGGCAGUGUAUGACAGAUAUUCUGAUGACUUCUGUUCAGGUCAUGGACAGUGUAACUGUGGAAGAUGUGAUUGUAAAAAAGGAUGGACUGGAAAGAAGUGUGAACAUCCACGUUCUUGUCCAUUGUCAGCUGAGGACAGCUCUAAGAAAUGCCAAGGAAGCUCUAAUUUACCUUGUUCUGGAAGAGGGCAAUGUGAAUGUGGCCAGUGCACUUGUUUCCCUCCAGGAGAUAACAGAGUUCACGGUAAAACCUGCGAAUGUGAUGAUCGACAGUGUGAAGAUAUGGAUGGCAAUGUCUGUGGGGGCCACGGCCUCUGUUCUUGCGGUCGAUGUGUUUGCGAGGAUGGAUGGUUUGGACAGUUGUGUCAACAUCCAAGAAAGUGCAACAUGACAGAUGAUGAGAGCAAAAGCUUUUGUGAAUCAGCCAAUGGCGUACUGUGCUCGGGAAAGGGUUCCUGUCACUGUGGAAAGUGCAUCUGUUCCCCCCAGGAAUGGUACAUUUCAGGGGAAUUUUGUGAAUGUGAUGACAGAGACUGCGACAAACAUGAUGGGCUCAUUUGCACAGGCAAUGGUAUAUGUAGCUGUGGAAACUGUGAAUGCUGGGAAGGAUGGAAUGGGAAUGCUUGUGAAAUCUGGCUUGGGACAGAAUACCCUUAAUCAGAUCAUGGAGCAUCAAGGACUGCAGGGUUUGGUUUGGUUUUUAGGCUGCUAGAACAAUUAAAUGCAAAGCAAACCACAUAGAAUAACCACCAGAAAUAUUCAAAUAGACCAAUGUAAGUUUCUGUAUUUCAUAAUAAUCAACUGCAGGUCUACUCCUGCUCCUAUUC